CAUUUGGGACGUGGAACAACAUUUCACAGUAAAUUCCACAAUGAAGUGAAUCUCUGUGGGUUGAGAAGAAUCAACAAAAUGUCAACAAAUUUCCCGGAUGAUCUCCUGGGGCAGUACAAGGCGCUUUCCACGAAACUAAAAAAGGCGGAAAAGGCAGUUUUUAAGCGCUUUGGACCAAAUCUCCUGGAAGUAUCUGAGGAGUUUCAAUCCUUAGCCGGGAGCUUUUACACAGGCUUCCUGCCAGAGUAUUCUGCACUAUGCUGGCUGGCCGUGGCCAAGUGUGAGGGUUUAAUCGGAAAUGGGGUGACGGAAGUGGAUGCUCUGCUAAAAGCCGCAAAAGCCUUUGUGGAAGCUCAUGAAAAUUUGGAAAAGCUGAAUGUGCUCUCAAAUGCCGGGGAGCACCUCGAAGGGGCAUUGAGGUGCUACAAUCAAGCACUUGGAUGCCUCAGUGAGGAUUCCGCAAUGAGAGCAGCCAUCAUUCGGGAUAUAAAGCGAAUUAAACCAAAUGCAGAGAAUACCAGUAACUUCAAUUCCCCAUCCCAUAGGAUCUUUGACUUGGAAACAGCAGCCAAGGAGAGCAUCCAGGCGGGGGAUUUUGUGUCAGCUCUGGAGAAAUUGACGGAAAUCUGUGAUGAUGUUGGAGAAAGGAGAGUCGAAGCUCUGUACGGGAGUGUCCUGACACGAACAGAGAUCUCUCGAUUGCUGCUGCUGCUACUCCUCGAGCUUCCACCUGCUAGACAGUCACCUUCACACAUUAAACUCCUCGAAAGGUACACCAGCACUGAGUCAUGCUGGUCAGAAGCUGAAAAUCUACCCAUUGGAAUGGAUCAGGAACUUUUUCUGCAUCUCCAGGGUCUCGCUGUAGCGUGCCAGACCAAAGACAUCGAAGCUAUUCGUGCCUCCAGAAAUGACAUUAUUAAUUUCCGUGCAAUUUCACUGGAACAAUCUAUUCUCCUUCAGCGAAUCCUCGUGAGAUUUGAGGAUUCCGCGAAUACAUGCAGAGGCUAAAGUGACUCUUAUAGAAACAUAUAUAAAUAUAGCAUUUUUCCACGUC
Messenger RNA from Lutzomyia longipalpis, 1054 nucleotides. RefSeq names its product 40-kDa huntingtin-associated protein (gene Hap40). Gene Ontology annotation, cellular component: early endosome. Gene Ontology annotation, biological process: vesicle cytoskeletal trafficking. Lineage: Eukaryota; Metazoa; Arthropoda; Insecta; Diptera; Psychodidae. The transcript is spliced from 2 exons. The record is from RefSeq and is a predicted model, not a curated record. Bases 79 to 1008 code for a protein of 309 amino acids.